AUGGUCGUACAAGACGACCAAGCCGCGCGCGCGCCCACGAAGCCCGAGGACGAGCACACGACCUUCGGUGCCCCUUCCCCCACGUCGCAGAACCGCAACUCCACCGGCAGCCGCGUCCUGGGCAUGACGGGCCCCUCCGGAGAGGCCGGACUCCCACCGUCGCGCCCUUCGUCCAUCGCAAUAUCUCAGUCCGGCAGCAAUCGAAGAUGGUCCCGGGAACCGCCGUCGCGGCGCGGCGGAGGAGGCGUGCUGCCCAGCGCAGGGACGGCCAGUGUAGCCGGCAGCAUGGGGGCACAGAGCCGGCCGACGACAGCGGCAAGCAGAACCCACGUUCCACUCGCCGCGCACGGCUUCUUCCGCCCGAUGAGCUCGCAGCGCCUGCAGCAACAGCGCAACCAGCGCCCGACGUCGCUUCUCGGCCACAGCUCGCUCUACUCGGAAGGCACGAGUGAGAUCGGGGGAAACCCCUACCGCCAGAGCAUUGGCUCAAACCAGACAGUGCGCACCCAGCAACAACAGCCCCUCGGCCUGGGACUCUCCCAUUCUCACGACCCUGACCAGCAACUUCCACCAUCCCGCGGCACCGACAUAACCGACCGCGACCUUCCGGACCGCACCACAGCGAAUAGUACCCCCACCGGCGCAGAAACCGUCCGGAGCCGUGGCGAGAGCAUCACCCCGUUGCAUCGUCCCAAGCCUCAGCAUCUCGAUCUGUCCAAGUCUCACAAGGGCGAAUCUGGCAAGCUGCCCACCCCCAGCCGGUCACCACGUUCAUUCAGCGCUAGUUUCGGGCUUUCUGGAAGCCGCGAAGGUCGAUCGCAGAUGCGACCACAGACAGGCCACGAGAAACUGGCUUCCGCCGAAUCGUCUCCGAGAAUGUCCCGGAAAGAACCUACCAAAGAGACUGUGAAGAACGAGCUAGGCAAGAACUAUCAGUACUUUUCCGGCAACACCGCUUUCUGCUGGGGAGGACGUCUACAAAACACCCGCGACCGGCCAGUGAACAUUGCGACCGGGACUUUAAUUGUCAUACCUUCAGCGCUCUUUUUGGGCUUUUCUGCACCGUGGCUGUGGCUUCAUAUUUCUCCUUCGAUACCCAUCAUCUUUGCUUAUUUGUUCAUGGUCUGCAUUUCCUCGUUCAUUCAUGCCACUGCGUCAGAUCCCGGGAUACUUCCUCGCAAUCUGCACCCGUUUCCGCCACCUAAUCCUAAUGAUGACCCGCUCAGCGUUGGCCCUCCGACAACGGAGUGGACUAUGGUCGUAUCGACCUCCGGCGCCAACGCAGCCAUGGAAGUCCCCACCAAAUAUUGUAAGAGCUGCAACAUCUGGAGGCCGCCGCGUGCCCACCACUGUCGAGUCUGCGACAAUUGCGUGGAAACACAAGAUCAUCACUGCGUCUGGCUGAAUAACUGCAUUGGUCGACGAAACUACCGCUACUUCUUCACCUUUGUCACUUCUGCAACUCUUCUGGGAGUUUAUCUGCUAGCAGCAAGCUUAGUCCACAUCUUGGAGUGGCGCUCUCAGAACGGCGUUUCGUUCGGAGCGGCCAUCUCCAAGUGGCGCAUUCCUUUCGCAAUGUGCAUUUACGCACUUCUUGCCACUCCUUAUCCCUUGAGCUUGGGUCUAUAUCACGUCUUCCUCAUGGGCAGAGGAGAGACGACACGCGAGUACUUGAACUCGCACAAAUUCCUCAAAAAAGACCGACACCGGCCUUUUACACAGGGCAGCAUCAUCAAAAAUCUGAUUGCGGUCUUGCAGCGACCCAAACCACCGACUUAUCUGCACUUCAAGCGCAAGUAUGAGGAAGGCGAUCAGAGGUUUGGCCCGCGCAGGGGUAAACGGACAGCCCCUCUGACAGCUGAGCAACAAGGUGGCGGGCUGGAAAUGCACGAUGUCCGUACCGCGACACAGGGUUUCCAGGGCCCAGCAAGCAGAGCAGGGCAUGACGAAGCUGGCCCGCCGACACUGUAG
Paraphaeosphaeria sporulosa is the source of this 1971-nucleotide messenger RNA. RefSeq lists its product as uncharacterized. Gene Ontology annotation, cellular component: Golgi apparatus; endoplasmic reticulum. The record is from RefSeq and is a predicted model, not a curated record. Lineage: Eukaryota; Fungi; Ascomycota; Dothideomycetes; Pleosporales; Didymosphaeriaceae. The transcript is spliced from 3 exons. Gene Ontology annotation, molecular function: protein-cysteine S-palmitoyltransferase activity. The coding region runs from base 1 to 1971 and encodes 656 amino acids. Gene Ontology annotation, biological process: peptidyl-L-cysteine S-palmitoylation; protein targeting to membrane.